UCACGGUGAGACUGAGAGAGCAAAUAUGACAGUGAGACUGAGAGACCACGUUCGCAUCCCUCCAAUGGCGGCCAAGUUUUAUUUAUUGGCAUACAACUCCUUUCACGCCUUUGGGUGGGCAGUGGGGCUUUCUAGGCUUUUGGCCACAUUUUCCGCGACGAAUUCUUUGAAUAGAGCUUACAACUCUUACGGUGAUCUUAUCAGUUGGCUGCAAGUUGGUUCCUUUUUGGAAGUCUUGCAUUCUGCUCUAGGUCUGGUUCCUAGUGGAGUGCUUCCUAUUCUCAUGCAAUGGGGUGGGAGGACUCAUUUCCUUCUAGCUGUUGUUCGCCAAAUAGACGAGGUUCAGGAGAUGCCUUCAGUUUUCAUCACUUUUCUUUCAUGGAGCAUAUCUGAGGUUAUCAGGUACUCACACUAUGCCCUAAAUAGCUUAGAAAUUUGCCCAUUUUGGCUCACUUAUCUUAGAUACACUGCUUUCAUCGCUUUGUAUCCUGUUGGAGUUGCUCCAGGAGAGAUGUGGCUUAUGUAUGAAGCACUUCCCUUCAUAAAGAAGAAAAACUUGUAUUCAAGCUUCUUUGACACUCUCCACUUCAGCUACUAUUCCUUUGUUGUGAGUCAAUUGUUGUUGGUCUUUGAAAAUAUCAGGUCCUUCUUGUUUGCUACCCAUUUCUGUGGUUGAAGCUGUACCUGCAUCUUUUUAAGCAGAGGCAAUCCAGAUUGCGGAAACUACAUGAGAAAAAGAAGCAAUGAUGGUUUGGCCCUUGAAAGCCUAGACCUUUCAAUUUUGUCAGUUGGCUUUAGAUAUGUCUUCUUUUUACUAAUUAUCAUUUUGGCUUGAGACCUAUUUUAUUAAAUGGCAAGAAUUUAGCUGGAACUUACUGUUUUCUGAGUGAUCAUGGGAAUUUUCAGUAUUUCUAAAUAUAUACAAGACCUUAUUUUUGAAUUCAUGUUUUGAUCUAUUUUACUAGUAACUAGUUAUACAAACAUGCAGUUCUCAAACGAGAAAUUCUAGCUUCUAACUUUCUGCUUUAAAGGUAGUCUACAUUUAGAUGGAAAACCUCCUUUUUGGAGUGGUGAUCCUGCUGUGGACUUGAGUGGCGAUCAUGUCUCAAGUUGAUACUUCGUAUUUAUUACAAGUAAAGGAAAACAACACAGUCUAGUAGCUUCUCUUAUGAACUCCUACUUUGCUUAAUUUUCUGGUAACCAAUCUUCUAACAAAUAAUUUAACAGAAUUCCUUGGAUGUAUCCGUGAUGUCGGAGUGGGGAGAAGAAAUUUGCCUUUGGAAAUAGCUCCUUAUAAUAGCUUUCGUAUCAAUAAUUUCAUAGAAAGUGUGCCGCUCAUAGGAUAUUCCUGUAAUUAUAGAUUUGAUAUUUCUUGUUUCACUUAUUGAUAAACAAUGGAUAGAGAGUAAAUUUAUGAUUUGUUCAACUAAAUUUCCAUGAGUGUCUAACAUAGUAUGUGAUUAUGUUACAUAGAGACCAACGUGGGUUUCUGAAUUUCAGUGUGCUAUGUGCCCAAUACUUCAGCCCAGAAGCCAAUACAGAGAAAGUUCUUGUGAUUAUUUAUUUUGUAAUAAAUAAAAGACUUUAAUGUGUAUAUAAUCUCUAGUUCAUACUAAUUACACUUAGAUGUUGUUGGCCUAGUGGUAUACCACACAAACUUGGUACAAGAUGUCUUGGAUUCAAACCCACACUUGUGCUCUUUACAAUUUUUUAUUACCCCUGAAGUUUUGACAUGGUCUCCAAGUGUCAACACACAAUACAUAAGCAAGAAUAAAGAUUCUCCGUAACAUACGUUUGUACAUUGAAAAGGAGCGUAAAUACCCCUCUUGUAUGUGGUCCAAUUACUAUUUAUGGCACAUUGAGAAAUGAAUACGUUGUCCAACUUUCAUCAAUACCAAUCUUGCGUGGGAGGUCAAGUAACAUGCUUUUUCUUGUGGGCUUUUAUUGACUCGUUUAUCGGUUAAUCUUCAGUUUUUACAAAGCUUAUCGUGUUACUUUCUCGCCUCAUUUUCAUUUCUUGUGAUUUCUUGAUUGCAAUUCCAUAUCUCCCUUGCAAUCACCAUUGGUCUUCUGCAAUAGCUACUCAAUGUUGUUUCUUUGUACUUCGUCAGUUAGCCCUAUCAUUUGUUUUCUUGCUCUCAUGCUGUGAUUUAUUCAAGUAGUAUUAUGUUAUUGUCUUGGAGUGGUUUCUUAUUGUUUUUAUCCUGGUAGCAUUCUAUUAUUGUCUUGGAGUGGUUUCUUAUUGUAUUCAUUUCAUUUGUAUCUAGUUUUUCUUUCCAGUUUCGUUUUCUCUUUAGUAGUCUUAUUCUAGUUUUCUUUAGUAAGUGUUAUUUCCAUUAGUGUAUUAAAGAUGUAGUUUUGGUUCUGGGGUUACAGAUAAGGGUGCCUAUUAAUGGGAUAUAUUUGUAAUAUGUACGAAUUUGUAUACAUUUACAUAAUCUUUUGUUGUCAUAUCUUUACAUCGUGGUCUCAUAUCUCAAGAGCAUGAAUCUCUAUGAGUUCAUUGGCUUUCUUUCAACAAAACCAAGUGUGGACUGAUCAUUGUUGUUUGUUUCAUGGGAAUUUUAUCAUUGAGGACUUCGGCAACCCAUGAUUAUCCUGUUUGAGGACUUAAGGCUUUGAGAUUAAUAUACUCCUUUAGAUCC
Molecule: messenger RNA, 2645 nt
Organism: Amborella trichopoda
Lineage: Eukaryota; Viridiplantae; Streptophyta; Magnoliopsida; Amborellales; Amborellaceae
Product: Protein-tyrosine phosphatase-like, PTPLA
Biological process (GO): fatty acid elongation; sphingolipid biosynthetic process; very long-chain fatty acid biosynthetic process
Cellular component (GO): endoplasmic reticulum membrane
Molecular function (GO): 3-hydroxyacyl-CoA dehydratase activity
Source: RefSeq, a predicted model, not a curated record